AGCAGGAGUUUCCUGUGUGAGGGAGGCUGGUGAGCUCGGUCUGUUCUGGUGGCUGAGCCCAAGCGUGCCGAGGUACCGCGAACUGCAACUCUGAGACCUGGCUAAACUCUGAGAUUUGCAGGAGCACUCAUUUCGGGUGGACCCAGCGAGGGCGCUGAGAGGAAUCGGCCGUGGGGCUCGCUGUGGACCACAUUUCCCAGAGGGCCCGGCGGCCCGUCCUUUUUCUCGCGGGAACUCGAACUUUUCAUCACGCCUGGCGGGAGCGUUAGAUCCUUGAGGUGAGAUCGUGGGCCCCUGGGGGAACUGGUUCAGCUCUGCAAGUUCGGACCCCCGGGGACAUGAAAGGCCUAAGUUGAGGAGACCGGAGGCCGAUAUGGAGCUCGUUCUGUCCUUCUCCAGGUGAGGCACAGAAGAGAAGGAAACAAUGCAUGCUGAACUUCUACAAGCAGUUUUCAGGGGGUCAGUGAUGUUCAGGGAUGUGUCUAUAAACUUCUCUCAGGAGGAAUGGGAGUGCCUGGACUCUGGUCAGAUGAAUUUAUACAAAGAAGUGAUGUUGGAGAAUUUCAGUAACCUGGUUUCAGUGGGACUUUCCAGUUCUAAGCCAACUGUGAUCUCCUUAUUGGAACAAGGAAAAGAGCCCUGGAUGGUUGACAGAGAGCUGACGAGAGGCCUUUGUUCAGAUCUGGAAUCCAUGUGUGAGACCAAGUUACUCUCUCUAAAGAAGAGACAUUUUAGUCAAGUGAUGUUUACCCAUGAAGACAUACCCACUUUUAUUCAGCCCACGUUUCUUAUUCCACAUCAAAAAACUAUUAAUGAAGAGAAGCCCUGUGAAUGUAAAAUAUGUGGAAAGGCCUUUAAUCAAAACUCACACUUUGUUCAACAUCAGAGACUUCAUUCUACUGAAAAAAACUACGAAUGUAAGGAGUGUGGGAAAUCCUUUAGUCGUGGCUCACUUGUUGCUCGACAUCAGAGGAUUCACACUGGUGAAAAACCCUAUGAGUGUAAAGAAUGUGGCAAGGCUUUUAGUUGUAGUUCAUAUUUUUCUCAACAUCAGAGGAUUCACACUGGUGAGAAACCCUAUGAAUGUAAGGAAUGUGGAAAAGCCUUUAAUUAUUGCUCAAACCUUCAUGAUCAUCAGAGAAUUCACACUGGUGAAAAACCCUAUGAAUGUAAAGUAUGUGGAAAAGCCUUUACUAAGAGUUCACAACUUUUUCCACAUCUGAGAAUUCAUACCGGUGAGAAACCAUAUGAAUGUAAGGAAUGUGGGAAAGCCUUUACUCAACAUUCAAGGCUUAUUCAACACCACAGGAUGCAUACUGGUGAGAAACCUUAUAAGUGUAAGGAAUGUGAGAAGGCCUUUAGUAGCGCCUCAACACUUACUAACCAUCACAGAAUUCAUGCCGGCAAGAAACUCUAUGAAUGUAAAGAAUGUGGAAAGGCCUUUAUUCAGAGCUCAGAACUUAUUCAACAUCAGAGAAUUCAUACAGAUGAAAAACCAUAUGAAUGUAAUGAAUGUGGAAAGGCGUUUAAUAAAGGCUCAAACCUUACUCGACAUCAAAGAAUUCACACUGGUGAGAAACCUUAUGACUGCAAGGAAUGUGGAAAGGCCUUUGGUAGUCGCUCUGACCUCAUCCGCCAUGAAGGAAUUCAUAUUGGAUAAAUGAUAGGCCCUUAUGACUGUAAGGAGUGUGGAAAGGCCUUUGGUAGUCUCUGUGACCUCAUCCACCAUGAAGGAAUUCAUAAUGGAUAAAUGAUAGGCCCUUUUGAUAACCUUUAUAAUAAUAUUUUUUAAAACAGGUAAUGCAAAAAAUAAACAAAAAAUCCCAGAUAAUGCAUGAUCAAAGUUCCUCUCUGUAGUAGUUUUCUAGGGCUACUAUAACAAAGUACCAAGUACCACAAAACUAGGUGGCUUAAAACAACAGAAACUUAUUCUCUCAGUUUUUGAGCCUUGAAACCCACAAUCAAAGUUGUUGGCAAGGUUGGUUCCUUCUGGGGCUCCAAGGAAGAAUCUGUUCCAUGCCCUUCUCCUAGCUUCUUACAACAGCAAUUUUUGACAUACCUUGGCUUGUAGACGCAUUGCUCCAACCUCUGCCUCCAUCUCCACACUGUGUUCUCUCUGUGUCUCUUCUCUCACAUGGACACUGGUCAUAUUGCAUUAGGGCUCAUCCUAAGGACCUCAUCUUAACUUGAUUAUAUGUGCAAAGACCUUAUUUCCAUGUAAGAUCACAUUCACAGAUACCAGGUGUUAGGACCUCAGCAUAUUUCAACCCAUUACACUCUGUUAACACUAUUUUUUCUAAUGUAUUUGUAAUUUUAUACAUAAAGUUAAUCAAAUGUAUUUUAAAAUGUGAAUUCAAGGUCUAAAUUGAACUCCCUUUACCCCAAGAAAAGAUUCUAUCCCAAAACUACUUAUUCCAUAAUUCCUUCGCAAUUAUUCUCUGUUUUGGUUAUGUAGUUUGUAUUAACUUAUGUUUUAGGGCCGUCUUUUCUAUAUCUGUGGCCUACAGAAUUACUGCACUGUAAAUUGUGUUACAUAGGCUAUCUUUGAAUUCAUGGUGGAAUUAUAACUUUGUUUUUGAAGGCAGCUGUAUUCUUUUUUCCUUUUGUAAAAUUAAUAUUUUCUUAUCGUAAAAAAGAAAAAGAGGACACAAAGAAAAAAAUAAAGAUUAUUUUUAAGCCUACCAAACGAGAUGACUACUUAAAAUUAUCACAACAUAUCCUUCCAGGCUUUAUUUAGUGUAAUUGUGACAUGCAUGCUGUACCAUAACCUGCUUUUAUCAUGCUACUAUUUCAGCAAGUAUAGAUGUUUAUGUAUCAUUCCUUUUAAUGGUAUCAUAAUCUUUUCUGUGGUUGACUAUCAUUUUGCUAAAUAACUACCGAUAAACAUUUUGGUGCCAAUCUACUUGAGGGGUUCUCAAAGUAUUGCCUUUAGAUCUACAUAUUUUCUUUUACUCUGGUGAUAUCCCAAGGACUGAGCUAGGGGAGAGGCAAUAGACCAGGCCAGAGUGCCAUCUUGUCAGAAAAUAAAAACAUUUGCAAGGCCAUGUAUUUCAAAACACUCUUCCCCCCUUUAUUUUGUUUUUCAAAUUACAAAAGUAAUAUAUGUUUGUAACAAGUAAAACAAUACAAAGAUAUAUAAAUUAAACAACUACUUACAUUUCCAUUCCCCACCAGGGAAACCAAUGUUAAUGCCUUGUUUUAUAUCCCUCCACACUUUUCUCUUGGUUCAUAUAAACACACACAUGCAUAAAUACACAUAUACGUGUUUUAAUUAAAAAAAUAGAUUCAUAUACAUUAUUCUGAAAUUUUCUCUUUUCACUUAACAAUAUACCACAAAUAUCUCCACAAAUUAGUAGAGUUCUAGCUUCCCCCUCAAAUUUCUUAAUCACAUAUUUGACAUAUCAUACUUGGUUCAGUUAUUUACAUAAUUUUCCUUUGGGGCUUUCAUUUUCCUUCUCUGACUACCCCAUUAUCCACCUGCAUCACCCACCUUCCCCGAACCCAAUGUAUACUCUUCUAUACUUUUCUCCAUGCAUAUAAAAUCUUACACAAACAUAUAUGAUACAUGUUUAUUACUCAUAAGCACCUAGAAGCAUUUUGUAACUGAUUUACAAAAACAGAGUCAUUUUACACACUUCUACCUUGCUUUUUUCUCUCAAGAAAACAUUGUGGAAUUCCAUUCAAGUCCACUAGCAUAGUUUUAACUUGUCCACCUUAAUGGCUAUAUAAACAUCCUAUGGAAUGGAUAUAAUAGUUCCUUCCCUCUUCCAAUUUCCCUGCGAUGGGCAUUUAUUUUGAUCCUAGUGUUUUUUGCCACUAGGAACAAUUCACAAUAAAUGUACAUGUCCCUUAUGUAUUGGGGUUUUACUUCUAAGAGAAGAUUCCCCAAAUUGGCAUAAGUAUUUUAAGUUAUAAUAGAUGUCAGAUUGCUUUUCAAAAGAGCUGUAACAAUUUAUGUUUCUACCAGCAGUGUCUUAAGAACACCCUUUGUCCUGACAGCAAAAAGCAUUCCUGCUCUUUUUUUGUCAGGUUGAUUGCAUACUGUUAUCUCAUUAUAACUUUAAUCUGCAUUCUCCAACAACUACUGAGGCUAACCAUUUUUUUGAUAAGCCCAUCAGCCACUUGGAUUUGCUCUCCUCUCAACUGUCUAUUCAUUCUUUGCCAUGUUUUGCUAUUGGGUUAUUUUUUUCCUGUCAAUACGAAGACCACUCUUUCUCUGACUGGCUCUGCAAAUAUUUUCCCCAAAAUCGUUGUUUAUUGACUGUUGAUGGUAUCUUUUGCCAUGCAAAAGAUUGCACUUUUUAUGUAGUCAAAUAUUUAUUUUUUAACAGCUUUUGAGUGUCCUGGGUUGGUAAAGUUAAUCUCCCCCAAUUCCUAGAUUGUACAUGUAGUCUCCUUUCAUUUUCUUUCAAGAAUUUUAUUGUUAUUUUAAAAUUUUAAAUCUUAAGUCCGCCUCCAAUUUUUUCUUUUUUUGUAUGGUUUGUGCUGUUGGUUCAACUUUACUUUCUUCCUGAUUAAAAAGCCAGUUGUACUAGAAAAGGUGGAGAAAAUGUGCUGGUUUAAUAUGUUAAAGCUUUUUAAAAAAACAGUUGGCCAUAUUAUUAUUAUUAUUAUUGUUUUUUGUAUUGUUAGGUACCAAAAGACAAUGAGUGAAAAAGUUUGGUGAACGGCAUUCUACAUAUGUGCUUGAUAUUCAUAAUUUUUUAAAUUCACAUUUAUAAUUCUAAAAUAUAAAUAGUGCUUAUUAUGUGGAUCACUGUGGGACAUACCAUAAUAUAC
Molecule: messenger RNA, 4779 nt
Organism: Mesoplodon densirostris (Blainville's beaked whale)
Lineage: Eukaryota; Metazoa; Chordata; Mammalia; Artiodactyla; Ziphiidae
Gene: ZNF829
Product: zinc finger protein 829
Exons: 5
Coding region: 425-1660 (411 amino acids)
Biological process (GO): regulation of transcription by RNA polymerase II
Molecular function (GO): DNA-binding transcription factor activity, RNA polymerase II-specific; RNA polymerase II cis-regulatory region sequence-specific DNA binding
Source: RefSeq, a predicted model, not a curated record